Molecule: messenger RNA, 7253 nt
Organism: Apis cerana (Asiatic honeybee)
Lineage: Eukaryota; Metazoa; Arthropoda; Insecta; Hymenoptera; Apidae
Gene: CASK
Product: peripheral plasma membrane protein CASK
Biological process (GO): protein phosphorylation
Molecular function (GO): ATP binding; protein binding; protein kinase activity
Source: RefSeq, a predicted model, not a curated record
GUUGGCGCAGUCGCUCGCCGCGUUUUAUGCAACCAGUCUUGCUUCGGAGCGAGUGAAACUACUGCUCCAGCCUUUGACAGACGAGGAAAGUGUGUGUAGUGACAUCAGUGUCUGUCUGGCCGCUUCUCACUGAUCGGUCUUGUUAAUUGUACGACCGACUGCUCCGUAGAAGCAACCGAUUCGGCCAGAUCCGGUUUUCUUCGUGCUUGAGUCAGGAUACGACCGUGUAAUCGUCUGUAUUACGUAUUGUCGUUAGUUGUGUAUACUGUCUUUGCCGGCGAUAGUAAAGUAAGGCUUAAAGGCGGUGUCGAUUGUGUCUUGGGCACCCUUGCCAUCGUGAAAAAUAUUACAUACGGUUUAAUAAUAUAACUCAGCUAUACGGUUGCAGACUCGCGUGUACUGAUCGGAGUGCCAGUGCAACGAUAAUCGGGCGUGCUAUACGGGUGUAUUAUCCAUGGUUGUGUACAUAUAUAUGUGUGUAUGUGCGUAACGUGCGCGUAGAGGAAAACGAAUACGUUGCUGUCGGUGGAAGAGAGAGAUAGGAGUGAAGAGGGUGGGAGAACGAAGGCGGCCGUGAAUCCACGAUACGCGGCUACGUUCACGCCGCCGCGUAUUCCACACGGCACGACACGAAACACAACAGCUCCGUCGGCUUAGGCUACGAGAGGAGAAAGACGUAUAUCUGCACACCUUACGAAUUAUUACGAAUUCGCAUAGCUUUGACGCGCCUUUUGGCGCGUAUAUCAUCCUCGUUCGGUCGACUUCUUCGACCUCCUCGUCGCUAUUAUGGCGGACGACGAGGUUCUCUUCGACGAGGUUUACGAGCUCUGCGAGAUUAUCGGCAAGGGACCAUUCAGCGUUGUAAGGAAAUGCAUUCACAGGCAGACAGGACAGACAUUCGCGGUAAAAAUCGUGGACGUGGCAAAAUUCACAUCCAGCCCCGGUCUAAGCACGAACGAUUUGAAACGAGAGGCCACGAUAUGCCACAUGUUAAAACAUCCCCAUAUAGUAGAGUUAUUAGAAACAUACAGCUCGGAGGGUAUGCUCUAUAUGGUGUUCGAAUAUAUGGAUGGCUCUGAUUUAUGCUUCGAGGUCGUCCGGAGAGCAACUGCUGGAUUCGUGUACAGUGAAGCUGUGGCCAGCCAUUACAUGCGACAGAUCCUGGAGGCGUUGCGCUACUGCCACGAGAACGACAUAAUUCAUCGUGAUCUAAAGCCCCAGUGCGCCCUCUUAGCGGGCAAGGAAAAUUCCGCACCGGUAAAGCUACGCGGUUUCAGCGUCGCCGUGCAACUCCAGUCGUCCCAGGCGAACGGCGUCGGGCUGACGUCUCCGAGCUGCAAUUUCCCUUUCGAGGACCUGACCGACGCCGAGGAUUCGCUAGUGAGCGAUACGGAGGAGAAUAUCGGUCGUGUUGGGUGUCCACACUUCAUGGCGCCGGAAGUGAUCCAACGGAGACAGUACGGGAAGCCUGGUGACGUCUGGUCAGCCGGAGUACUACUUCAUGUCCUAUUAACUGGUACACUUCCAUUCGUCGGCUCUCGAGAUAGACUGCGAGAAGCAAUUUGCAGAGGACGAGUACAGAUGGAGACACCAUUGUGGGACAAUAUUAGUGAACCGGCCAAGGAUCUCAUACAAAGAAUGCUCACAACGGAUGUAAAUCAUAGGAUUACCAUACAAGAAGUGCUGAAUCACAAGUGGCUUAGAGAUCGUGAUAAGGGUGUGGCCAGAAUACAUUUAGCUGAAACUAUAGAAGAGCUUAAGAAAUUUAAUGCUAGACGAAAAUUGAAAGAUGCUGUGAAAGCGGCGAUUUCGUCUUCCAAAUGGCACAUCCCGUAUUCGGAAAUUAACGGUGACAGCUUUUUCGAUAUAGGAGAUGAUGAAGUCAUAACCACAGGUGCUCUAGCUGAAAUUAUAGACUCUCUCGAUGAUAUUGAAGUACUUCAAGAGAGUGGAAGACUGACGCGUGCCGAGAUACUUAAUGCAGUUGAUGAUUAUCGUCUUCGAGCUAUUUUAGAGCUUUACGAUAGGAUUUCGACUCGAGUUCCAACGCCAUGUCGAGCGCCACAGACAGACGCUGUUCAGCGUGCGCGAGAGGUCGAAGAACUUCUUCGAGAAAUAGAGCAUUCAGCGAUACGAAACAUCGAUAGGGCGGAUCUUCGGGAACUCCAUGAACUUUUGGUCCAGCCACACAUGAGGGCGCUUUUGCAAGCACAUGACGUAGCGGGACAUGAAGUUUAUGGCGAAGAAGCCACCAGAGUUACGCCACCUCCUCUUCUCCCCUAUCUGAACGGAGGCGACGAUCUCGAGGGACAAAACGGUGAUUUGGACCUCGAAAAUGUAACGCGCGUCAGGCUGGUCCAAUUCCAAAAGAAUACGGAUGAGCCAAUGGGAAUCACUUUAAAAAUGAACGAAGAUGGAAAAUGUGUGGUAGCACGAAUUAUGCACGGUGGUAUGAUACACAGACAAGCGACCCUUCACGUGGGUGACGAGAUUAGAGAAAUUAAUGGGAUACCGGUGGCCAAUCAAUCUGUCAAUGCCUUGCAAAAGAUACUCCGGGAAGCACGAGGUUCGGUGACGUUCAAAAUCGUGCCAUCGUACAGGAGCGCGCCACCCCCCUGUGAGGUACAAUUGUUCAGGAUUAAGCCUCUGCCAGUGUUAAUAUUCGUUCGAGCACAAUUUGAUUAUGAUCCGUUGGAGGACGAGCUGAUACCGUGCGCUCAAGCCGGGAUCGCGUUCAAAACCGGCGACAUCCUGCAGAUCAUCAGCAAGGACGAUCAUUAUUGGUGGCAAGCGCAGAAGGAUAACGCGGCCGGUUCCGCGGGGUUGAUACCUUCGCCUGAACUUCAGGAACGACGUAUCGCUUACAUGGCAAUGGAAAAGAACAAGCAAGAACAAGAUGCUGAAGGAGAAGGAGGAUGUUCUUCUCACACCGAAGGCUGCGACGGUUCGACAGUGAAUUGCUCAAUAUUUGGCCGGAAAAAGAAACAGUACAAGGAUAAGUAUCUCGCAAAACACAACGCAGUAUUUGACCAGCUGGAUCUGGUCACCUACGAAGAAGUCGUUAAGCUUCCCUAUCCUGCAUUCCAACGGAAAACAUUAGUAUUACUGGGAGCACAUGGUGUUGGUCGUCGUCAGAUAAAAAAUACCAUUAUCGCAAAGCAUCCUGAUAAAUAUGCCUAUCCUAUUCCACAUACAACGAGGCCUCCACGGAACGACGAAGAGAAUGGUCGCAAUUAUUACUUUAUAUCGCACGAUGAAAUGAUGAACGAUAUCCAUUCCAAUGAAUACCUCGAAUAUGGUACGCACGAGAACGCAAUGUACGGAACGAAGCUCGAGACGAUCCGGAAAAUUCACGAAGAAGGGAAGGUGGCGAUAUUGGACGUCGAGCCCCAAGCCUUGAAAGUGUUACGUACAGCAGAGUUCGCGCCUUAUGUAGUUUUCAUCGCUGCUCCAGUGUUCGAAAAUAUCACCGAUUGCGACGGAAGCCUGGCAAGACUGGCGAAAGAGUCUGACUCGCUGAAGCAAGCGUACGGCCACUUUUUCGACCUGACCAUCGUGAACAACGAGAUAGACGAGACGAUCGCGCAGCUGGAGGCGGCCAUCGAACGGGUACACACGACACCCCAAUGGGUACCCGUGUCCUGGGUCUACUGACAGCGAACCUCGCCAAUUCGGCAGAUCACUAACUGCAAUGGCUCGUCGAACGUGAAACAGUGAUCAUCGAAUCGCGAUCCACCGAACGACCGGUCCGUUUGCGAUCGUUUUAAUGCGGAAACGAUAAUCUUCACGACGUCGUGCGCCUUUAACAAUUCACGGUGUUCGUGGGGGAUUAGUAUCGUGGCUGUUUCGAGGCGGGCAGCCGCGUAUAAACACGUCGGACCAAUCGAACGAACGAAUUUACCGUCAAUUCUUCGAUCGAUCAACAGCACGAUAUCGACUGGAACGCGUGACUUUGGCCGUGUGUUCAUCGACUUUUUUCAUUACUAUUCAAUUAUUCUAAUUAUUAUUCGAUCGUCGUUAUUGUUAUCAAGCGGAGAGUGGCGAAGAGACGAAACUGUUAAUACCACCGAGGCGUAUAAAUACGACAAUCAAAAAAAAAAAAAAGGGAAAAAAAAUAAUAAAAGGAAGAAAGGCAGAGAGAGAACAGGCAUUUCGAUUUAAUUAAUAAGCUCCAUAGGACUGUAACGUUGCUGCUUCCUCGAGCAUAAAUAAAUAUAAGCAAUACGAUUUCCACGUGUAAUCUAUCGUCUCGGUUAAAUACGUUCAACGAGUUGUAAAUUAAAAUUAAAAAACCGAGUUCAUUUCCCCGCGAAUUAUACUUAUACACUCUCGAUCGCGCAGUUUUCUCUCUCACCCUCUUCGCGCGUUCUUCCGCUUCUCUAUUUCAUUUUCCUCUCCAUUCCGUACUUGUCUCUCUUUUUCUCUCUCUAUCUCUCUUUCUCUCUCUCUUUUUCUCUCUCCCUCUCUCUCUCUCUCUCUCUCUCCAUUCCGUAAUCUUGUUUCUUGCAUUUUUCCUCCAAUACAUUCCUCGCGCCACGUUUUUUAGCGCGCGUACACGAAUUUAUCGCUAGUUUCGUCAGUCUGUACGGUCUGUACGCAAGCGAUAAGAAUGGUAAACGAUAUGGAAAAAAGAAAAAAAGAAAAAAAGGAAAAUAAAGGAUGAAUCGAAAAGCAGCAACACUUCACAGUUUGCUUUUUUUCGAGGAUCAAACUGUCGAUAAGGAUCAUGAUGAGGAACGGUCGUUCGAAUGUUGACCGAGUGGACACGCUUGUACCGUUCUUGAAAAAAAAAAAGAAAAAAAAAGGGAAAAAAGAAAAAAAACGAUAAAAAUCUAUCGAUCGACUAUCCGUAACCUAAUAAUUGCCCCCUAUCGUAUUCUCUUAUAACUAUUUACACGAAAUGAAAAGAAAAAAAAGAAAAAAAAAAAAGGAAAACACUAGGACCGCGCUGUUCGAUAGUCCGCCGUCUCCGUAUCCCACCGUAAAUAGUCAAUCUUUGUUCGAGUUGAAGGAAAUAUACGGACUAUCGUAACGGCUAGUCGUUUACCUGUAACUUUUAAGCAGUAGAGAGACUUCGCCGAUUUCGUCUAGUACUUCCAACAUCUAAGGGAAGGUUCAUCUAUGGAUCGUGAGACUCGAGAUGAACCUUCGUACGUAACAUGUAUAUGCGCGAGCGCUGUUCUUCCUUAAUCAUAUUUUCUUUUACUUUUCUCUUCUCUCUCUCCUUCUCUUUCCCCUCUUUCUAUCUCUUUCUCUCUCUCUCUCUCUUUCUCGACUCGAGGAUUUUCGGUUUUCUCCAGAAACUUUCCCGUGUUGCUGUUUUUAUUUCUUUCUCUCGCCGAAUCUAGGACGUCGAAUCUCGUGCGAUCUCGUCGUUGUAUCGUUUCUCAUUCUCCGUUCUCGAGCGAAAUCAAAGAGCAUCGACUUGAAUAUCGUAUAAUAAUAACAAUGAAUCUCGUUGUUGCUUUUUGACUCGGGAGUUUCGGCGCGACGAACGAGCACGUCUUAGACACGGCGUUAGAUCCAGGAAAAAUCAAAGGAAAAAAAGAAAAAACGUGAUGAUUUUUACGUUCGACACAAACGACAAAACACAUGUACACACAUCAAACUGUAAUAUCACUCGGUUCGCAUUGCACCCUCGUACAAAGCGCAUAAUCGAAUGACGAAGUAAGAGAAACGCGGUUUACUAUACGAUAUUUAUAACACGUAAACUCAAGUAAAUAGAUAGUCUACCAAAUCUAUAUGAAAUAAUAACUAAACACCGUCUCGCAUUAAAGGGAAAUAAUUUAAAAAAAAGUAAAGAUAAAAAUAAAGUUACAAAAGUCUAAUACACGUACACACACACAGACACACACGUAUACAUACAGUGACAAAACAUGAAUACACGCGUAGACGCUUACAUGAAAACAUAACGCAAAUACACGCAACAUAUAAUAUACAUAUAUAUAUAUAUAUAUUUACAUAUAUAUAAAUUAUACAAAAGUUACACUUUACAACGUAUGGACGAACAUUAAUAUACAUACACGGACAAGUAACGCGGAUUCACGAGAAACAGAUUUAACGACUAGAUAAUUAAUUACAAGCGAAUUAAAUAAAUUAAUUGUGUAACUAAUUAAUACUAAAUUACUAGAAGACUAAUAGGAGAAAUUUGCAAAUAUGCAGCCCGUAGAGCGAAGAAGGAGUGAAUGCGUGUACGUACGGGUAUGGUGUGAAUCUCUAAUUGCAUUUCGGCGAUCUGCGUUUUGAUCGACCCUUCACGCGGCUUUGUUCAGAACUUGUUCAAUUACAGCUCAACUACUUAUAUUUGAGGAGAAAAAAAUAAAUGAAAAAUAAAAAAAUUAAAAAAGGACCUCGAGAGGAACAUACGCACACACGUACACAUGGCACAUACGUACAUGCAUACCGACAUACGUAAACACGUGCAUACAUUACAAUUUGCAAACACGCGUACACAUAUAGGUUUUACUACGUUCUUCCUACUAUUCGACACACGAUAUUAGUCAUCGAGCGUGUAAUUAUCCUUUAAUAAAUACGCGAAUACUUCGAUGGUGAAGUUAAAUACAAAUGAAAAUAAAAAAGGAAAUAAAAAGAAUCAACAAAUAAAGAGGAAUCGAGGAGAUGCCAUCGAGCGCGUUAUAUAUUAUACUUGGCGAGGAACGGCUGCGAGAACGUCGACGAGCAGCAGGCCCACCACAAAUACGAAGACAAGUCUGAAGUCAUUUAAAAAAAAGGGGGGAAGGGGGGGAGGAAGGAAGGAAAAAAAAAAUGAAAAAGAACGUCGCGUGAAACUACGUGAAGGAAAGCUCGUGUCGGUAUGAUCGUUUUGUGUGAGUGAGAAAACUUAUCGAGACGCAAGAAGAACGAAUCUUCAGUGAUUUUGUAAUAUUUCUUAUAAGUUGUAGCUGCCAUAUCCAAUAAAAUUAAGUACUAGGUGCGCUGGGUGAUUAUCUGACGACGACUGUUGACGAUAACGAUUCUAAUGGUGAUGAUGGUGGUGUUGAUGAUGACAUAUAAUGAUGAUGAUGAUGAUGAUGAUGAUGAUGAUGAUGAUAAUGAUCAAAAUGAUCCUACGUGCUCCUGCAAGUGUGUGUCCGCGACUUUGGAUGAAUUACGCUAAGAUGUUGAAAGACGACGGGUCUAAAGAAAACAAUAACAAGUUCAUUACAAUUAUGUAAUUAUAAGUAAGAGAAAGAGACGAAGAGUAUUAUAACACGUUGUUAAUUGAAUUAAUAAAACUAGCCCAAAGUGUCUAA